GUGAGUGGCUGCUUCUUUUUUCUUUGACAAAAUUUAGGCUUUCCAGUAGCCUCCUUUGUGGAACACCGCGUCAUUCGUUCACUCCUUGACGGAUGGUAUCUUAGCUCAUCUCCUCCUUGAUCGAUCGCACUGGGAGGUUUUUUUUUUUGUUUACAAUGCUGGAUUUGGGAGAGUUUUUGUUGCCGGCUUUUGUGUUGGAUCGCGAGGAGCGCUGCGAUGGUGGCGGCUUGGAAAGGGUUCCCAGGUUUCCUUUGCUCGUUUUUGUCAAUGCCAAGAGUGGUGGGCAGCUGGGAAUCGCGCUCCUGGAGACCUUCUCCAAGCUUCUAGCGUCACACCAGGUGUUUGAUCUAAGCAAGGUUGAUCCUCGAGAAGUUCUAUCCAGAGUCUCGAAAAAUCUAGAAGCCGAGAACGAUGUUGCGAAGAAAUUGAGAAACUCUUUGAGGAUUGUGGUUGCAGGGGGUGAUGGCACGGCUGGAUGGCUGCUUGGAACAGCGAGCGACGUGAGCCCUCACCAUCCAUUUCCAAUUACCACGAUUCCUCUUGGAACUGGAAACAAUCUUCCAUUCUCGUUUGGCUGGGGGAAGUUCAAUCCUGGCACGGAUGCUCGCUCCAUGAAAAAGUUUCUCAAGCAAGUGCUCGAGGCACAUUCUCUGAAAGUGGACAGAUGGCAGCUAACAAUGACAAUGGAAGGAGAGCCGGAUAUGCUGCCUCAUUCAAUACAAAAGAUUCCAAGAAUCGAAGAAACCAAUGAAGCUCCACUAAAGUUUCGUGGAGGAUUUUGGAAUUAUUUCAGCAUAGGUAUGGAUGCACAGGUUUCAUACGAGUUUCAUAAGCAAAGACGUGAAAACCCCGAGAAAUUCAAUAGCCAACUAAGAAACCAAUGUGCUUAUGCUACUCUUGGCUGUACUCAAGGAUGGUUUUGCGCUCCUUGUUUGCAUCCUUCCUCAAGGAGUAUCAAUGAAAUCGCGACAGUGUAUACAGCUGAUUUCAAUGGUCCAUGGAAGAAACUGCCGAUUUCCUCUAGCAUAAGGUCCCUGGUUUUGCUAAACUUACCAAGCUUUUCAGGAGGCUUGGAUCCUUGGGGGACUCCCAAUGACAGAAAAUCUAUCAAGAGAGGAUUAACUUCUCCAUCUGUGGAAGAUGGAUUGCUGGAAAUAGUUGGCUUCAGAGAUGGAUGGCACGGCUUGUUCCUGUUGUUUCCAAAGGGCCAUGGAACUCGUCUCGCUCAGGCACACGAGAUUAAGAUCGAGCUCCAGUGCAGAUCAUCGUCACGAUCAAAUCAGUGCUGCACUUACAUGAGAAUGGAUGGGGAACCAUGGAAACAAAGGUUGGAGAAAGAUAGAAUUAUCACAGUGGAGAUUUGUCACAAGGGUCAGGGAGCAAUGCUUGCAAGGCAAGGAUGCAUUGCAGAGAGGAAAGAUGCUUACCGGCAUGCCCUGACAAUCACCAAGCAUGGCUUGGAGCAUGGAUUGAAACCAAAGUCCAAUGGUUGCUUUCCUUUCAAACUAACUUCUGAAAAAUAAUAAUGUAUAGGUUUUUGAAUGUUCUUAGAAUUGAUAUAAUUUUAAUCAUACCUCUUUGCUUA
Molecule: messenger RNA, 1585 nt
Organism: Selaginella moellendorffii
Lineage: Eukaryota; Viridiplantae; Streptophyta; Lycopodiopsida; Selaginellales; Selaginellaceae
Product: diacylglycerol kinase 5
Exons: 12
Coding region: 156-1523 (455 amino acids)
Molecular function (GO): ATP-dependent diacylglycerol kinase activity
Source: RefSeq, a predicted model, not a curated record